Messenger RNA from Chelonia mydas (Green sea turtle), 5591 nucleotides. It is a transcript of the gene AMPD2, whose product is annotated as adenosine monophosphate deaminase 2. Gene Ontology annotation, cellular component: cytosol. The coding region runs from base 476 to 2950 and encodes 824 amino acids. Gene Ontology annotation, biological process: IMP salvage; AMP metabolic process. The record is from RefSeq and is a predicted model, not a curated record. The transcript has 18 exons. Lineage: Eukaryota; Metazoa; Chordata; Testudines; Cheloniidae. Gene Ontology annotation, molecular function: AMP deaminase activity.
AGUUCUUUCUCCUCUCCUCUGAAGCUGCUGGCCCUGGCCUCUGGCAAAGGCCAGAGACGGGGCUACAGGGACCCCCGGGGCUCAGCGGGCCUGGAAACAGCUGUGAUCAGACAGGCCUGGGUGGGGAAGCUGCGGGGGAGCCCCCCAGGGGCGCUGGAACUUUUUUGCAGUGGGGGGUGCUGCCGAUGGAAACCCUGGAAACCAGGUCUUUGGUGUCUGUUAGUUCUACUUCGGCACCCCUAGUUCCAGCAGCACUGCCCCCCUUUUCCAUCCAGGCAUUGCUCCAGACCACGCUCCUCCCCUGCGAGCAGGGGGGCGCCACUUCUCGGUGGCCGGGGCCUGGAGGCGGCGGGUUUCGCUCCAGCCCCGCGCUCGCCGCACCAGUCAUCAGCCGGGGAGGGGCGAGCGGGCCGCGCAAGCUCUGGGCAGCCGCCGGCUCCGCAGCUCCGGCUCGCCGGCCGCGCACGGAAGCGAAAUGUCGGCGGGCGCCGCGGCCCCCCGGGGCAGGCCCCCCUUCCAGAAGCGGGGCAGCCUGCAGGCCCCCGCCGCCGCAGAGAUCCAUGGUGGGCUGGGGCCUCGAGCGCUGCAGUCUGCCCACUCCCUGCCAGGGACUCUGCAUUGCCUGAAGCACUUCCCUGUCGACCUGCGCACCUCCAUGGAUGGCAAGUACAAGGAAAUCGCUGAGGAGCUGUUCUCCCGCUCGCUGGUGGAGAGCGACAUGCGCAGCGCCCCCUACGAGUUCCCCGAGGACAGCCCCAUUGAGCAGUUGGAGGAGAGGCGCCAGCGGCUGGAGCGGCAGAUCAGCCAGGACGUGAAACUAGAACCCGACAUUUUACUCAGAGCCAAACAGGACUUCCUGAAAAUUGACAGUGCUGCUGACUUACAGCUGUACAAGGAGCAGAACGAGGACCUGGUGGAUCAUCUCCCCAAGGAGCGGGAUGUGCUCCUGGAGCGGGAGUUCCAGAGGGUCACCAUCUCCGGGGAAGAGACGUGUGGGGUGCCCUUCACAGACCUGCUGGAUGCAGCCAAGAGCGUGGUGAAGGCACUGUUCAUCCGGGAGAAGUACAUGGGGCUCUCCCUGCAGAGCUUCUGCAAGACCACCGCCCGCUUCCUGGAGGAGCUCUCUGGGAAACCACUGGAGACCCGGGUCUAUGAGGAGAUCCCGGAGACCCCCGUGGCUGCAGAUGCUCCUGUGCACCCCCCAUUCACAGACCAGCACCCCUACGAGACCUGCCUCCCCGAGGCCAUGCCGCCUGACCUGGGCUUCGGCCUCAGGAUGGUCGGCAGCGUGAUCCAUGUCUACACCAAGCGGGAUGUCGUGGACAGGAGCACGGAGCUGGACCUGCCGUACCCCAACCUGCAGGAGUUCAUAGCCGACAUGAACGUCUUGAUGGCUCUGAUCAUCAAUGGCCCCAUAAAAUCCUUCUGCUACCGGCGGCUGCAGUACCUGAGCUCCAAGUUCCAGAUGCACGUCCUGCUCAACGAGAUGAAGGAGCUGGCGGCUCAGAAGAAGGUUCCCCACCGGGACUUCUACAACAUCCGCAAGGUGGACACGCACAUCCACGCCUCGUCCUGCAUGAACCAGAAGCACCUGCUGCGCUUCAUAAAGCGCACCAUGAAGAAGCACCUGGAUGAGAUCGUGCACGUGGAGAAGGGCAAGGAGCAGACCCUGAAGGAGGUCUUCGAGACCAUGAACCUCACAGCCUACGAUCUCAGCGUGGACACGCUGGAUGUCCAUGCGGACCGUAACACCUUCCACCGCUUUGACAAGUUCAACACCAAGUACAACCCCAUCGGGGAGUCCAUCCUGCGCGAGAUCUUCAUCAAGACGGACAACCAGGUCUCGGGGAAGUACUUCGCUCACAUCAUCAAGGAGGUGAUGUCCGACCUGGAGGAGAGCAAGUAUCAGAACGCGGAGCUGCGGCUCUCUGUCUACGGCAGGUCGCGGGACGAGUGGGACAAGCUGGCCAAGUGGGCUGUGAGCCACAAGGUGCACUCCAACAACGUGCGCUGGCUGGUGCAGGUGCCGCGCCUCUUCGACGUGUACCGCACCAAGAAGCAGCUGGCCAACUUCCAGGAGAUGCUGGAGAAUAUUUUCCUGCCCCUCUUCGAAGCCACCAUCCAUCCUGCCAGCCACCCGGAGCUACACCUCUUCCUGGAGCAUGUGGACGGCUUUGACAGCGUGGACGACGAAUCCAAGCCGGAGCAUCGCAUCUUCAACCAGGACAGCCCCCUGCCCGGGGCCUGGGUCGAGGAAGACAAUCCGCCCUACUCGUACUACCUCUACUACAUGUACGCCAACAUGACAGUGCUGAACCACCUGCGCAGGAAGAGGGGCUUCCACACCUUUGUACUGCGCCCUCACUGCGGGGAGGCGGGCCCGAUCCACCACCUGGUGUCGGCCUUCAUGCUGUCGGAGAACAUCUCGCACGGGCUGCUGCUCCGCAAGGCGCCGGUGCUGCAGUACCUCUACUACCUAGCCCAGAUCGGCAUCGCCAUGUCCCCGCUCAGCAACAACAGUCUCUUCCUGAGCUACCACCGCAACCCGCUGCCCGAGUACCUGUCCCGCGGCCUGAUGGUCUCGCUCUCCACGGAUGACCCCCUGCAGUUCCACUUCACCAAGGAGCCCCUGAUGGAAGAGUACAGCAUCGCCACGCAGGUGUGGAAGCUCAGCUCCUGUGACAUGUGUGAACUCGCUCGCAACAGUGUGCUGAUGAGCGGCUUCUCCCACAAGGUGAAGAGCUACUGGCUGGGACCCAAUUACCUGAAGGAAGGGUCCGAGGGGAAUGACAUCAGACGCACCAAUGUGCCAGACAUCCGGGUGAGCUACCGCUUUGAGACGCUGUGCCAGGAGCUGACACUCAUCACGCAGGCCGUGCAGACGGCGGAGCUGGAGACCAUCCAGGAAGAGGACUCCCUAACCAUGAGCUCCAGCCUGGGCACGCAGUGAAGGACGCUUGUCUGCGCGCUCCCCGCAGGGGGCUGGCCUGGCGCAUGAGAACCCCCUGCUGCCUUUCAUAGCAUCUGCACUCUUGGCCCCGGGGAUCCUGUCCGUUCCCUGUCGUUGGGUUCGCUGCAUUCCCCUUUGCUUGGUGUUUCCUCGAGGAAGGGGCUCAUUCUCUUUCCUGAGCGGCUGCCUUUGGGAAUGGGCUGGGGCCUUUUUAGUUGGUUGCUUUGGGUUGUUAGUUUUCUUCUGCGUUUGUUCUACCUUUUUUUUUUUUUUUUUACUCCUGCUGGACUCUAGCGUGAGGGUCUGCUGGGCCGUUUGGGGGCACUAGUGCAGAGGGAGCUGGGUGGAAGGCCGGGAGCAUGGAUCCUGGCACCAUGGGGAGAGGAGACACGAGGGGCUUGGCGUGUAACCGCACAGGCCCCGGUGAGAGGCUUGGAGGUGCUAGUGAGCCUGCGGCAGGCAACUGUGGCAUGAGCGUGCUGGCGUGCAAACUCUGGUACGUGUCAAGGGGCUGGCACCCCUCUCGCUUGGUGGGGGUGCACGUGGGUGGGGGCUGCUGGAGCAUGGUGCUCUGGGCAGGUGCCAUGCUCUGGGCAGGUGCCAUGCCCAGCGUGGCUUGUGUUAUGCCUGGGAAAGGUGUUGCCUUGAGAUUGUCAGUCCGGUGAGUUCUGUGGCUGGAUGUCUCUGUGUCUGGAGCUGUAGCCAUGAGGGCAGGUGGCUGAGAGCUGGGCAUGCCCUUGCCCAGGCCUCCAGCCUGCUGCAGCCAUGCCCCCUGCCCCACGAGGCUGAGCUCUAUGGGCCACGGUGCUGGGGGCUGGCUGGGCCGUGGACUUCGCCAAGAAAGGAGGAUCCACCCUCCAGAUUCCUCAAACGGUGACACCUGAGUCCUCCGACCCAGCCUGUGGUCCUGCCUGGAAUGGGGGGAAGGCCAGGGGCCGGGGCAGAGGUAUUUUUAACUCCGUACGCAUCUAGUGUCAGUCUGAGCAUUUCUCUGUCAGUGGCAAGGGAGGGCCCUGGGCGUCUUUAUUAACCCUCUAGCUCCUGGGAACCGCCCAGUCAGGGCAGUCACAGCCAGCCUAGUCUCUCGGGGGCAGUUCCUGUGGGAGACCCCGGGAGCUCCCUGGCAGCAGUAGGGAGCGAGGCCCCAGUUGUCUGUGCCUGGUGCCCAACUUCGUCUGGGUGUGUUGGGCUGCAGAACCAUUCUCCCACAUGCGCUGCUUCGCAGCUGUCCCCGGCCCCUGCUGAGCCACCGCGGCCCCACCUGCUCUGCUCCCAUGCAUCAGGGGCCGGCCAUGGGCUUGCAGAGCGCUCUGUGGCCAAGUCCCUGUGGCAUUACCCAGAGGGGCCCUAGAUCUGACGGGCCCCUCCCCCCCCCCCCACCUCUGUUCUAGGGUCCUGGACUACCGAGACGGGACAGUGCCAGUGUCCAGGGGGUGGGGAAGGAACCGUCUCUGGCUCCCCAUGGAACGGAUCCAGACCACAUGCUCCCCGCCCCUGCGACUGCUGUGAGGAAGAGAGGCCCUGCCCGCUCUGCUGGGGUGCAGUGCGGAGCUCAGCCCCCCAGGUCCCCUUGAAGGGAAGUUUUUAUAGGUUGGGGGGUGACCCCUUCGCUGGGGAGGGGCUGGCUGUAUGUGGCUGGGGCCAGAGCUGCCCACCCUGCCCUAGAAACAGGCCCCUGGACUCUGUGCCCUUGUGUCUCCCUCCUGCAUUUGGGCCCCGUGUAGCCAGUACAGCUAGGCAGCCCUGGCACCACACCCAUCUCGCUGCCAUGGUGAGAGAUCAGGGGGUUGCGCAUGGGCGGGAGGUUCCCUGCCCCCACUGGCUCCUGGGAGCAGCCCCCCAUGCUGGGGCAAAGCUCAGCUCCCUCCCCCCUUAACUCUGGUCACAGUCACUGCCUGGGCCCAUAUGUGCGGGGCGCUCUCCUCCAUCCAUCCCCGUCCCCUUGCUCCUCCCCACGCGCCCGCCCAGCCCAGGGGACGGUCCUCACCCGGCUCCCUCCAGGGCUGUUCGGUCAGCUGGACCUGUUCCCCCAGAGCCCCGGCCACAGCAGGCUGCUCCCGCUCUGACCCUCCAGGUCCUGUCAGACAAUUCCAGCAGCCGCACCCUGGCCACUGGCCUAGCUGAUGUCUGGGGGCGCCCAGGCCCUGUCCCAGAGCAUUCACGGUGGGGCUGGUCCAUGGGGGGUAGGAGCUCUCCGUCCAUGUGUUAGUCCUGCCCCAUGCCCCUUACCUGGGGUCCUGGUGCUGGAAGCUCUGAGGAGCCGUCACUGCCCUGCAGGCUCUGGCCGAUGCUGGCGCACAGAGCAGUGCAGAUCAGAGCCACAAGCAGGGUCCAAAGCAGAGGGUCUCUGCAGAUCCUGGCUAAGGAGUGGGGGCGGGGACUAUCCACCCAGUGGCCAGGUUUAUCAGUAGGGGAUUAUCCCCCAUACUCGACCCCCUGCUUCACUGGAGCCUGUCCCACUUCUCCGUGCUGCCUAAGCCCAGAAAGUUUUGAUUUCUGUGUACCUUAGAGCUGUAUUUUACCCUCCCACUCACACUCUGGUGUUGCUGUGUCAUUCGAUUAACAGCCGGCACGCAGUCGUUGUUCUCCAUUGUCAUGUCAAAAAAGAGCAUGAUCAAUAAAUACAAACUAUUUAAGUAAA